This is a messenger RNA of Vollenhovia emeryi, 3193 nucleotides long. RefSeq names its product RUN domain-containing protein 1. The record is from RefSeq and is a predicted model, not a curated record. The coding region runs from base 223 to 2106 and encodes 627 amino acids. The transcript has 10 exons. Lineage: Eukaryota; Metazoa; Arthropoda; Insecta; Hymenoptera; Formicidae.
UGACGUCAGCUGUCCGCAGAUGAAUGCGCAGACUGUCCGCACGAGUCUACCGCUGACGUCCGCGGCGUCUCGGUCGUACACGUGCGCAGGUGGUCAAUUAACAAUGGUCCGGACAUGAGAGAGGAGUCCGGGAUUUAGACGCUAAUUCCGGCUCGGAUUCGGCUGCGGGGCGGACACCGGACCGUGCGCUGGACGGCCGUGCCGGGCUCCCUCGCGCAGGUCAUGGAGGUAGGCGAGACAACGGCGUGCGGCAACGAGGACAAGGGGACGAUGGACGGCGAGCGGCGGCACUCGCGCGCGGCGCUCUGCGAGAGCGACGAGGUCGAGAACUCGGACGAGAGCAGCGAGAGCAGGCCGUCCGGGGAGAGGUGGGCCCCGGUCGGCGCCAACGAUGGCGACAGCGAGUUCGCGGACGAGUACGUCAACGCCAACGUCGACAACCUCGCCUACGACAUGGAGAGGGUCAAGCUGCUGGAGGAGGAACAGGAGAUGCUCAACUCGUCUCUGAUAGCGUUAACCACCCACUUUGCUCAGGUCCAGUUUCGUCUCCGGCAAAUCGUGGACGCGCCAGCCAGCGAGAAGGAGACGCUGCUCAAAGAGUUGGAGGAAUUUGCAUUUAGGGGAAUACCGGACGUGCCGAAUAGCUUACUACUAGAGAGCAGAUCCGUCACGCCGCUCUCCCCUAUGUCCUGUGAUGUGACUGGUGUAAUUACUGACGCGGAGGUCGAAUCCAAAAUGGCAUUGCAACGAACGAAACAGAGGGAGUUGAUAAGCCAGUUGAAAUCUCAGUUGGAGGAUCUGGAGAAGUACGCGUACGAGACGGGCGACGCCGAUCUGCCGCAGAGCGUUAUUCUGGAGAGGCAAAAUAUCAUAAUCAGUCACCUGAAGGAGAAGUUGAACUUCGACGUCGACGAUCUGUGCAAAUUACCGGCGGACGAUCUUAGGUGGCAGGUCGAUUACGCCAUAAGUCAAAUCGUCAGCCCGUUGAAGAUGAAGGAGCAACUGGUCUUCCAGCUCAAGACGCAGAUCGCCGACCUGGAGCGUUUCAUAAACUACCUCCAGGGCGAAGUCAGCACGGAGACUCUGGCAUGCACGUGUGCGUGUCCGGUACACGCCAGCGGUUCCGGAGCCUCGUCGGGUUCGUACGGCUCCAAGCGGCGCUUUGACCGUGGAAGACCCAUCGAGGAAGAAGCAAGUGCCAGCAAUCAAACCAGGACCCUCAACACCGUGCGUAAGGUGGUCGCGCUUUUGCAUAUGUUCCUGAUGUCGCAGAUGGGUUGUGGCAGCGAACGGGUGCGACGGAACUUUGGUAGUAACAGCAAGAACCCAGUGCACAAUUGGCGCGAUCUGCGUACUAGACUCGACAUCGCCGUGGAGCAUGUCCUGGAGACGAUCGCGGAGACGUCGCGUCAACAGCAACAGCAGCAGCGUCAUCCCGACGACGAGGAGGACACCGACGAUGUCGACGACAACGAGAACGACUACACGUCCGACUCGGACUCGGCGUCGCACGCGAACGCGAAGCUCACGUCCGCCGUGAGGAAGCACCUCGCCACUUCGGUCAGGGAUCUCAUGCAGCACGGCCUGACCGCGGAUGUGCUGCGCUCCGGCUCCAGCGUGGUGCCGUUCGUCGGCUGCUUCCCGCAACGCGAUGUCACGUCGGCCAACUUUAUGCACGCCUGGGAGUUGAUACUGAAAUACUACGAGAUCAAAAACGGACACCGUUACAAUUCCAGUCCCGCGCAGAAACUGUCGCAGAGCUUCAACCUGGACCUCGCGGCCGGAAGACUAGCUUCCUCGAAACAGAGCUUACUGACAACUAUAGGUAAUAUCAUUGCUUCUCACAGUCCGUACAAGCGAAGUUACGACUCACAUUUUAAGGCAUUCAUAUGUGCUGCUUUGAACGCGAAUAAGUUAGUGAUAUGGCUGAAGUUAAUCCUGCAAUGCCAAUAUCUUCUAGAAAAUUAUUACCUCUCGUGGAGCUACGUUGUAAAGACAGGUUUCCAAGAUGCGUUUCACACCUUGGAUCGCCUUACCAGUUACAAGUUCGAUCUGCCGGUGGACUUGGCCGUGCGACAGUUUCAGAAUAUAAAGGACGCGUUUUGAUUGUACAAUUUUGUCAUUAUCGUUUCGUGCAAAUGACAAUGUAGGAUGUAGAAUACAUGUAUAUGUACUCACAGUACUUUCUGUAAUGCAAGCCAUAAUACUGUGAACGAUAACGGUACGCGAGUCGAGAGUCACUGGAAAUUGAAUACUUAAUUAGCUCUCUUGGGUUCACAAACGAGCGAGAAGAGAUGCGAAACACAAUUUAAAUGAUACACACGCUCGAACGUUGAGUUCUUUCAGAGUUAUCAUUCAUCUUUAAUGAAACGGCGUUUUUACUUAACGUAAAUUGAAUUUUUUCCAACUAUCUGAAUCAUAUCUUGCGCACUUUCUUCGUACUUUUAAUCCAAGAGAAAUAUUUGAGCGCUCCGUUUUCAACAACUCAUUAUAUACGUUUAAAAUAUCGAUAUCGCAAAAGCAUUUCUUUUCUUAGAAUCCCUAAGUGUUCACUGUAUCAAAUGCAUAUAGAGAGUUGUAUUGCAAUAACUAAUAGGUAAUUAUUAUUUAUUUUCUAAGGUAUCAUCAGUAUUUGUAUAGAUCAGUUGUAAAUGUACAAAUGUACUUUUGCUUUUGCUUGUUGAACAAUAGGUAAUACAUACAUAUGUAUAGUUUGCAAGUUUUAAAAAGAUCCUACUCGAAAUCCACGUUGUAUCUAUCGAGAUAUUUUUUAUCGCGGUGUAGUGUAAACGCAACGCGUUGCCUGACGCGUUGAAGAAGCAAGAACUGAAUCGAAGCUAGUCACUUCGAAAAAAAAAAGAGUCGUUCCAUAUUUUGCACGUGUUUGCGCAAAGUAUCACUAAUAUAUCUACGAUGCAUUUAUGAAAGGAGGAGGCGUACCAAAGAGCUGCGUAAUAUAUCAUAAUAUCGCAACUAGAGACUUGCACUGAGCACUGUUUAUAUCGUAAGGCGUUUUAUGUAUAUGUAAACACGUAAAUUAGCGAUAAGGGAUAAUGUAACAUGUAUAUACGAAAUGUGCAAACCAAACCUGCUUUUUAUAAAAAAAAAGAAUUAUUUUAGAUUAGUUCUAGAUAGAAAGAUGAAUAGAGGAGAGCACAUAUGGUUGCAGAAAAUAUACUUAUCAUGCAAGUAA